AUGGCAGAUCCACUCGGGAUCGUCGGCGUCAUCGGCGUCGCGGCCCAGAUCAUUCAGCUGGGCGUGCAAUUCGGAUUGGACUGGAACGAUGCCCCUGCCGAUACCAAAAGCUUUAUCGCUGAGCUUGAAGUUUUGAUUAUGGUCUUAUCCGAAACUAAGAAGAACACCGUCGAAAACCAACAGUUCAUGGAAGCCUUCAAGGACCGUCACUCUACUUUGCUCUCGCGCACGGGAGAGGCAUCACCCGCAGCGGAAACCCCCGCCCUCAUCUCCGCCUGCCGAUCCGAACUGGAAACCCUGCUUGAAGAUCUCAAAAAGCGAUGUCAAACUCAUCGAGUGAGCUGGGAACGACUCAAGAGCGCAUUCCUCGCCAAGCGAACGCGGGAGACGGUUGAGAACCUGCAUCGGAAGUGCCAGGCGUUGAACAGCAUGGCACUAAUCGAUGCGGUGGCUCUCGGAGCAAGUACAUAUAACACGGUCAACCAAAUCCACGCACGGCAGCAAAUGUCAGACCAAGCCGAGAAUGACCGGUUUAGAAUACAGAGGAAAACGGCGUUGCUCCGUAAGCUCUACACGUCUCCCUACAAGGAUCGUAAGGACAGGAACCCGAUGAGAGUGAGAGGAACAUGUGAAUGGUUCACACACCAUCCACUGUUUCAGAUUUGGAAGGAGAGCAAGUCCUCCUGCGUGCUUUUGGUAUCUGCAGACCCAGGAUGCGGAAAAUCAGUGUUGGCGAAAUACUUGGUGGAUGAGGUGAUCCCGAGCACUCGAGCGAGGACCAGUUGUUACUUUUUCUUCAAAGAUGACUUCGGUGACCAGAGAACUUUGGAAAGCUGUCUGUGCUGUAUCUUACGUCAAAUAUUCAUCCAAAGACCUGAUCUAGUGUCUGAAGAGGUUCUCAGCAAGUUCGAAGAGGACGGCGAACAGCUCAUCGGCUCCUCUGGUAGCCUCUGGGAUCUGCUCAUUGAUAUCACGGGGAGUCAGGACGUUGAUACUAUUCCUGAUUCGACGAUACAGAGUCCUGGCGAGAUUUUCUUCGUCUUGGAUGCCCUGGAUGAGUGUGAGAAUUCGGGCCAACGUCAGUUAGCAGAAGCCUUACGCAAGCAGGAGUGGGCACGACCAGGGAAGUUUGUCUUGAAAAUCUUACUCACGAGUCGGCCCUACACUCAUAUUCAACGUGAGUUCGGCUCUUUCAGUAACCUCAUACCUACCAUUCACCUCAAGGGGGAGGGGGAGGCAGAGGUCGAAAAAAUUUCGAGAGAGAUCGAUGUUGUCAUUGAAAGCAAGGUCAAGGACCUUGGGUCCUGGCUCCAGCUCCAACGGGAAGAACAGCAAAUUCUGAAAGAUGAGCUCAGUAGGAUCCCGCACCGGACUUAUCUUUGGGUUCAUCUGAUACUUGAAACUAUCAAGGACAGCAUUGGCAUCACGAAAGAGUCUUUAAGUACAGCUGUCCGCAACCUUCCCAAGACAGUGGAGGCUGUUUAUGAGGGAAUACUACGCAAGUCUCACAAUCCUGAAAAGGCAAAGAGGAUUUUGCACAUUGUCGUGGCCGCUGUAAGACCAAUGUCUUUGACAGAGAUGGCCGUGGCUCUCGCGAUCGAAGAAAAUCAUGAGGGCUAUGAGGAUCUCGACCUCGAACCAGAAGUCCGCUUUGGCAGCACGGUUAGAGAAAUCUGCGGGCUCUUCGUGACCAUUAUAGACUCAAAGAUCUACCUGCUUCACCAGACGGCCAAGGAAUUCUUGGUGCAAAAUUUGCCCCGGGACUCGGAUGACAUGAUGAGAAACGAAACAGGCUCUCUUCAUUGGAAAUCCUCCCUUCGGACAACAGAGUCUCAUCACAUUCUCGCAGAAGUCUGCAUGUGGCGCCUCCUCUGGAAAGACGUUGCCUCCUGCAAUGUUGACAUGGCCGCAGACUCGCAGGAAGUUUUCGAUCAACACAUCCUGUAUGAUUAUGCUGCCCAAAAUUGGGUCACUCACUUCCGAGGUGCCCGGAUGGAUGAUGACCAUGUAAUGGUUUCCAGGGCAUCCGGACUUUGUCAUCAAGAUCCAGAGACUCCACUAUCUUGGUUCAAGAGAUAUUGGGGGAGUAAGCGUUUGAGCGAGCUAAUGGUUUACCCCAAAGGACUCGAUAGUCUGAUCAUUGCUUCUUUCUGUGGGCUUGACUGUGUGGUCAAGUUGCUUCUGGAAAUGGAUGACAUUAAUGUGAACUCAAAGGACGAUAGGUACAAAGGGACCCCAUUGAUGUGGGCAGCCGAGUACGGCCACGAGGGCGUGGUUAAACUUUUGAUUGCCAACAAUGAAAUCGACAUUGACUCGGAGAAUUCUCAGCGUCGGACGCCGUUGUCUUUCGCUGCCGAGCUCGGUCAUGAAAACGUCGUCAAGAUUCUCCUGGAGAGUGGCAAGGUGUCUGCGGACGGCAGGAGCAAUCACGGCAGAACGCCAUUCUCGUAUGCUGCCUCACGUGGGAACGUGCGGAUUGCCGAGCUAUUGCUAGAUACGGGUCAAGUCGAUCCAAAUUUCAGGGAUAGAAACAACCGCACCCCCAUUUUUUGGGCAGCAUGGUACGGUAGAAUUUCCGUUGUUAGAUUGCUACUCCAGAAAAGCAGUGUUGAUGUAGACUGUGCGGAUGACUACGGCAGAACACCGCUUUUGGCUGCGGCCCGGAAUGGACACGAGGACGUUGUUGAAUCACUUCUCCGCACAGGGAAAGUCGACGUGAAUGCUGCAGAUUCGAAAGGACGGACUCCGAUGUGGCAUGCUUCGCGUAGAAAGCAUGGCGCUAUUGUACAGUUGCUCCGACUCCCAGCGUUAGGGGAAAGUCUCCGAGCUCUGUGA
Molecule: messenger RNA, 2835 nt
Organism: Exophiala spinifera
Lineage: Eukaryota; Fungi; Ascomycota; Eurotiomycetes; Chaetothyriales; Herpotrichiellaceae
Exons: 1
Coding region: 1-2835 (944 amino acids)
Molecular function (GO): protein binding
Source: RefSeq, a predicted model, not a curated record